AUGGCAGAAUUACCCCCCAACGUCCACAUCUCGUCCCACCCUUGUCUACUAGCCAAACUGUCCCAGCUUCGGGCCGCCAGCGCAAACGCCCGCGAGACAAAGGCGCUGGUCCAUGAGAUAUCGACCAUCGUUGGGUGUGAAGCAUUGGCAGCUGGGUUAACAGUCAAGAGCGGGCCACCGGCCAAGACCCCUCUAGGCUACGAAUACACAACAACUACCAUAUCGCCUUCCACGAUAUCUCUAGUUCCAAUUCUGCGUUCGGGCUUGGGAAUGCUUGAUGCCGUUGGCUCCCCCUCCAACGCCCCCAACUCCGAGUGCUCCGAGCUAGCCAUCCUUCUCGACCCCGUCAUCGCGACCGGAGGGACCUGCGCCGCGGCAAUCCAAACGCUUAAGGAAUGGGGCGUGAAGCGUGUAAUCGUCAUUGCCGUGCUAGGUGCACUGCCGGGUGUGGUGAAGGCGGCCGAGGAGUGGCCUGAAGGAGUGGAGAUCUGGGUCGCGGGUGUAGAUGCGAGUAUUAACGAGAGGGGUAUGAUUAAGCCUGGCUUGGGAGAUGUGGGGGAUAGGCUAUUCUUGACGAUUGGGAAGUAG
Lachnellula hyalina is the source of this 588-nucleotide messenger RNA. It is a transcript of the gene upp, whose product is annotated as Uracil phosphoribosyltransferase. The record is from RefSeq and is a predicted model, not a curated record. The coding region runs from base 1 to 588 and encodes 195 amino acids. NCBI's taxonomy places the organism in Eukaryota, Fungi, Ascomycota, Leotiomycetes, Helotiales, Lachnaceae. The transcript is spliced from 3 exons.